Molecule: messenger RNA, 504 nt
Organism: Vicia villosa (hairy vetch)
Lineage: Eukaryota; Viridiplantae; Streptophyta; Magnoliopsida; Fabales; Fabaceae
Exons: 1
Coding region: 1-504 (167 amino acids)
Source: RefSeq, a predicted model, not a curated record
AUGGAUUCCUGCGAUCUGUUUCCUGAAAUCUUUCCGAAGACUUCUUCUCCUUCGCACCCACCGCUGUCUCCUCCGGUUACUCAUCCACCUCUUAAGAAAUCUUUUGCCCAAGCUCUCCAUGGAGUCUGUGACAUUCCUGUGUCACAGCUUCCCCCUGUCAUCAUCAAAGGGGACAGGCUCUCUAUCACUAUACCGGAAGAAGAAUACAAAGACGGUCUUCUAGAUUGCAAAAAUAACCUCCAUGGCAGGAUCAUAUGGCCCAAGGGUUCCACUCCACUCACAGUUCUUGCCCUAAAAAACAAACUCUCAAGAGUGUGGUCGGAUAUCAAAAGUUGGGGAGUCCAAUCUAUUGGCAAGGGCUAUUUUGAAUUCUCUUUUUCCAGUGGCGAAGAUUUGAGGAAAGUCAGAGCACAUGGUUCUCUCAACCUUAACCCUGGAACUCUGAAACUUUUUGCUUGGUCAAACGAUUUUAACCCAGCUGCUCAACAUAACUCUUCUGCAUAG